Molecule: messenger RNA, 4874 nt
Organism: Coregonus clupeaformis (lake whitefish)
Lineage: Eukaryota; Metazoa; Chordata; Actinopteri; Salmoniformes; Salmonidae
Product: fibroblast growth factor receptor 2
Exons: 18
Coding region: 850-3390 (846 amino acids)
Biological process (GO): positive regulation of cell population proliferation; fibroblast growth factor receptor signaling pathway; multicellular organism development
Cellular component (GO): membrane; signaling receptor complex
Molecular function (GO): fibroblast growth factor binding; fibroblast growth factor receptor activity; ATP binding
Source: RefSeq, a predicted model, not a curated record
CACUCUUCGGGCGUACGGAGCAAGGAAGGCUCGUGGUUUCUUUCUAGGCAAAAGCGUAGAAAGAGAGGGAGAAACUGAGGUUUGAUUGGCGGAGGAAUUCAGAGGCAAAAACACUGUGGCCAGGAAACGGAUCGAAUUUCAGGGGGGAGUGACACCCACUGAAGUGAGGGAGGAGGGGGUUGUGUGUGGGGACGUAAGGAGGAGAACAAAACUCCAAAAACCUGACAAAGCGUCUGAGGACAGUACUACUAGGAUUGUCGGGGAAGAAGACGCUCUGCCGUGAGGGAUCAUAAAUUGAUGGAUUCUAUGUUUUUGGAGUAUAUAUAAUUUUUUUAACGCAUGAAUUCUUCAUAAAUUGCAUAGGCCCUUCGUUUGGAUGAAGAGUGAGCUCGCGGUGGAACACUGACAAGUUUUGAGUUGAAGAAACUGUAGGAACUUGGUGAAUAAGAAAAGGUUUGGGGACGUAGCUAGCUAAGUUUUUCAAGUUCUUUUCAAGGAUAUGCAUUUAAAUUCAGAAUUUUUCAAGUGCAAUGGAACACCAAUAAUUUGGGGAUUUAAGAGUUUCUUUCCAGUGAUUUGAGUUGUUGCUCGUUGGAUUUGGGGAUAAUAAAAAAUCGCUGCUUGGCAUUUUUGGUAAUGUGAAGAGAAUUCGCUCCGUCAGGACUAUAGGGUACACAUCCUCUCGAUACGGCCCAUGCACUCGCCUCCUGCCUUUUCCGUGCAUGCGAAUCGGAGAUCUUUCAGACUUGGUAGUUAUUCGUGCCUUUCCUCAGCCCAGGUGAUUGGGGGAAUUCACAGUGAGUGACAGGCCAUACAGCCUGCAGUUAAUGGUUGGGUGGAGCCCCUCAGAUGGGAUCAGUGUCCAGGGGGAGGCGGAGCCUGAGGAGGGGGGCAUGGUGUGGAGACUUGCCCUCCACUAACAGGAUGGCCUCGUGGGCCUGGCUGCUCACCGCCGUCCUGGUAUCCCUAGCGACGGCUACUGUGGCAAGGCCGCCGUACACCGCCGCCGAGGAAGAGGAGGCUACGCUAGAACCUGAAGAGCCUCCGACCAAAUACCAAAUCUCUAAGCCCACCGUGUGCUCGGUGCACCCGGGGGAACUGCUGAAGCUCAACUGCCCUCUGCCUGGGGAGGUGGGGACCAUCACCUGGACUAAGGACGGUUCCUCUCUGGGGGUCAACAACCGCACGCUGAUAGAGCGGGAGGUGCUGCAGAUCCUCGACGCCUCGCCCAAGGACUCUGGCCUGUACGCAUGCAGCACCGUGGGCCCUCAGGGCAGCGACACGCUCUGCUUCAUAGUGAACGUCACAGAUGCCAUCUCGUCUGGGGACGAUGAGGACGACACAGAGCGAUCGGAGGAUGUGGGGGCGGACGGAGAGCAGAUAAGGGCGCCCUAUUGGACGAUGCUGGAGAAGAUGGAGAAGAGGUUACAUGCUGUACCUGCUGCCAACACAGUCAAGUUUCGCUGUGCUGCCGGGGGCAACCCACGUCCUAAGAUGCGCUGGCUGAAGAACAGCCGACCAUUCCGACAGGAGGACCGCAUGGGCGGGUACAAGGUGCGUCACCAGCACUGGACCCUGAUCAUGGAGAGUGUGGUGCCGUCAGACAAGGGCAACUACACCUGCCUGGUGGAGAACGCAUAUGGCACCAUCAACCACACCUACACCCUGGAUGUAGUGGAACGGUCCCCUCAUAGGCCCAUUCUCCAGGCAGGGCUGCCGGCCAACACCAGUGUGCACGUGGGGGAGGACGCACGCUUCGUGUGUAAGGUGUACAGUGAUGCUCAGCCCCACAUCCAGUGGCUGCAGCACAUCCAGAAGAAUGGUAGUCGCACCGGCCCAGACGGACACCCUUACGUCCGUGUCCUAAAGACCGCAGGUGUAAACACCACGGACAAGGAGAUUGAAGUCCUCUACCUCCCCAAUGUCACUUACGAGGAUGCUGGGGAGUAUACCUGCUUGGCGGGUAAUUCUAUUGGGAUCUCCUAUCACACUGCUUGGUUGACGGUGCUUCCAGCCAAUAAGGAAGAGACGGUGACGGGCCUGACAUCACCUGACUACGUGGAGAUAGCCAUCUACUGCAUCGGGGUGUUCCUGAUCGCCUGUAUGGUGGUCAUCGUGUUGGUGUGCCGGAUGAGGAAUACGGCUAAGAAGCCUGACUUUGGGAACCAGCCGGCGGUCCACAAACUCAGCAAGCAGAUACCUCUGCGUCGCCAGGUAACAGUGUCAAAUGACUCCAGCUCCUCGAUGAACUCCAGCACCCCAUUGGUCCGCAUCACCACACGACGCAGCUCGGCCGGCCACGACGACCCCAUCCCAGAGUACGACCUCCCCGAGGACCCACGCUGGGAGUUUUCCAGAGACAGGUUGACUCUGGGCAAGCCGCUAGGCGAGGGCUGCUUUGGCCAGGUGGUGAUGGCCGAAGCAUUGGGCAUUGAUAAGGACAAGCCCAAGGAGGCCGUGACAGUGGCUGUGAAGAUGCUGAAAGACGAUGCUACAGAGAAGGACCUGUCUGAUCUGGUGUCAGAGAUGGAGAUGAUGAAGAUGAUCGGGAAACACAAGAACAUCAUCAACCUGCUAGGGGCCUGUACACAAGAAGGCCCUCUGUAUGUGAUAGUGGAGUAUGCCUCUAAAGGGAACCUGAGGGAGUACCUACGUGGCCGCAGGCCCCCUGGCAUGGAGUACUCCUACGAUAUUACCCGCUGCUCAGAUGAACAGCUCACCUUCAAGGACUUGGUAUCCUGUACCUACCAGGUGGCACGGGGCAUGGAAUAUCUGGCCUCACAGAAGUGUAUACAUAGAGAUCUAGCAGCGAGGAACGUCCUGGUCACAGAGAGCAACUUCAUGAAGAUUGCUGACUUUGGCCUGGCCAGGGAUGUCCACAACAUCGAUUACUAUAAAAAGACAACUAACGGUCGUCUCCCGGUGAAGUGGAUGGCUCCAGAGGCGCUGUUUGACCGUGUGUACACUCACCAGAGUGAUGUCUGGUCAUUUGGGGUGCUGAUGUGGGAGAUCUUCACCCUGGGGGGUUCUCCGUACCCCGGCAUCCCCGUAGAGGAGCUCUUCAAGCUGUUGAAAGAGGGCCAUCGUAUGGACAAGCCUGGCAACUGCACCAAUGAGCUGUACAUGAUGAUGAAAGACUGUUGGCACGCCAUCUCCUCCCACCGGCCCACCUUCAAGCAGCUGGUGGAGGAUCUAGACCGCAUCCUCACCCUGGCCACGAAUGAGGAGUAUCUGGACCUGUGUGCCCCAGCGGAGCAGUAUUCUCCCAGCUUCCAGGACACACGCAGCUCCUGUUCCUCCGGUGACGACUCCGUGUUCUCCCAUGACCCCCUACCAGACGAGCCCUGUCUCCCGAAGUACCAGCACAUCAAUGGGGGUGUCAAAACAUGAGCCCUCCCCUCCUCAAUCCCCCCAUCCAGCCCCAGCCUGACUUGACCCCCCCACAAAGAGACACUUCCAUAGAGAGAAAAUGAGAUAUACCCCCACCACCAACCCCCAAAACCUCUGGCUCCCAAUGGACUAACGGACCCAGAUGGGACUGGGCUCGUGGCAGCGCUGCUUUUAGAACCACACACACACGUUUGUACACACACACUCAUACACAUGUUCAAUGUCUUAAGGAGAGGACAGUGACCCUUCAUCAGUGUUCCUCUUGACUGACUGAAUGAAUAGCUGAUCCCAAGGGUCCCCCUCCUCUCCUCUCUUGCCGUUUUAUUUGUUUUCCACGAGAGUUUGGAAUUUACUAUUUUUGCGUUAUAUGAUUCCACUCCGUUGGCUGGCAUUCCAAGACUUUUGUUUGUUCCCAGAGGGAAAAUAUGGACCGUGAUGAACUGAAAAAACAAGGGACUCAUAAAGAGGACGACAAAAUAGGAAGCUGAAAGGACUGAAAGAAAGCAUCAACUAACAAAUACAGAUGAAUAGGAGAAGAGCGCAUACAGACACUGCCUCUUAUAUUUUGUAAUAUUGUCUUGUUUCUUUUUACCUUAUCUUGAUAAGCCCACACACUUAUUAUUAUUAUGGAGAAAAAUAAUACACAUUAUAUAGUGCUGGGUAUAUUUGUAAAUAUAUUCAAAUAUGUAUAAAUAUAUAUUAUAUAUUUACAGUGAAUUAUUUUUUUGUAUUGACUCCAGAAUAAUUCCCCCUCUCCUCUCCCCUCCUCCCUCUUUGGGUUUGAGACAGGUGUGUCAUCACCCAGGUUAUGUUUCUGUUCAGUUGUGUUCUUUUAAACACACACACACACAAAUAUAGGCAUGCGCAAAUAUACACAUAUAGGCACACACACACAAAAACACACACUCUCACUCUCAUUCAAUGACACAGUGGAGUAUUGGCUUUCAGGGAAAGAGGUAGCAUGUUAAUUUAUUGAUUUAUGUUUUUUUUUUAUGAAAUCAAAAAGAUGUAAAAAUAAAAUAAAAAUAAUAAUAAUAGUAAGAAAUAAAUAAUGCUAUUAAUGAUGCUGAUAAUAAAUAAUCCAUUAUGUUUAUUAUCGUAAUUUAAAAUGAUCUUUCAGAGGUAACAGAAACAAAGCUAUUUUUAGUAGUGGGUGUUUGAAAGUACUGUACAUUUUAUUGUCUGCUAAUCCCUUUAUGUAGAUGAUGCAGUUUCUAUCCAGUCAAUCUUAGGUUUGCAUUUGAUAUGAUAUGAUUUCUGGAUAUUUAUAAAUGAUUGAAAAGAAAAAUGAUUUUGGAACUACCCACUAGCAAUCUGUUAAUUAAUUUAGACUUAAAGAUAGACUCCAAAUUCGCACCAGAGGGUUCAAAGCUGAAAAACAAAAGUGUUAAAUCAUUCAAGUAUUUCUUUUCUACUGGACCAAGUUUAAGAUGUUCUUUGCAAGUGUUCUUGCCGCAUUUGCAAAAUAAAAGAUGGAAAAACAA